Messenger RNA from Paramuricea clavata, 1659 nucleotides. NCBI's taxonomy places the organism in Eukaryota, Metazoa, Cnidaria, Anthozoa, Malacalcyonacea, Plexauridae. The record is from the annotation of a GenBank genome assembly.
AUGCUAACAAAGUACCGUCUAAUAAACCCAUUACUUUACCUGGUACACGGUGAAAAUCCUAUGCCAGUACCUUUGAAGAUAGAAACAAACUCAACAGUAGAUACACUUUUCGAGGCCGCGGCAGGGAAAAAAGACACGUCAGGAUUGCUGUUUUAUGAGAUCGAAACAAUUCCUCAUUUUUUGGUAAUAUUUUGGAAAGUAACGGGUCCAACAACCGCCGGCUCGUACACAUCAAAUCGGUUUUACGUUGACUUCAUAGCUGGUGAAAAAUUCCGCUUCUUUAAUGAAGAAUUUCUCAAAAAGAUAUAUCUGGAAAGAAAAAGCUAUUCCGAACAAACAAACGAAGCAAGUGAUUUUAAUGUAAAGGCUGUACCAUUAAUAGUUCCAGGGACACCAGCCCUUAACAGACUCAAAAUUACCAUUCGUGCACAAAUGACAACGGAAAAAGAUUCCAAAUUAACGGUAGAAAUAAAUGACAACCUUUCCCCUGUUGCAGCAUCUCAACUUUACAGACGAGCAACUCCAGCCACUCUAAUUGGUCUGGGUCUUGCUAGUACCUUUCUCAACCUCGUGUUCAAGCACAUGACGAAAUAUAUACCGUCGCAGGAAACGGGAACUAUUUUACUUGAGAACGUAUCGAAAGAAAAUUCAUUAAUUAAUCCAAGCUGGUUUAUUAAUGCCGGACAUACCUCAUCCGUUGUUCCAUGGGAAAUUAAACCUUCCGAAAAGGGUUCUAUUUCUUUCGUUAGUCCAUUCUCAGGAAAGAAAGUCCAAGAAACGUUCAGUCAUACGGUUCAUUUCUUGUCUUAUCAAAUCGAUGGUACGAAUUAUCACCUUAUUAUUGGAUCGUGGUUCCCAUGGAAAGUUUCUAAAGGACAUAAAACAUUCACGCUAUUUGUCAUGGAGAACACAUUACCUGAUACUCGGUCAAUGAAAGAUGUUCUUUCAUUUCUUGGGGAAGGACUUCGUAAAAAAGAUGGUGAUGUAAGCCAAUUGAAUGCGUACUUAGCAACUAAUCCAAUGGCAAAAAACAUUAUUAGCAGUAUUCCCGACCAUAAAGUCCAUGGAGUUGAGUCGUCAAAACUUGAAAGGUAUAUGGAAUGGCAAUAUCCUAUAUUUACGCCGACAAUAAACACUGUUCGUGGGGAAAAAUACCACAUCAAAAUUGUUGCAGCAGUUGGUUAUGGAAAUGCUUUUGGUUUGGCAGUUACAGUUGAAGUUGUAGCUGGGACUUCCAUAAAUGAAGAAAGUUUUUUAAAACAGAACCCCCAAAUAUAUCAGAAGUCGUCAGCCAAGGCCUUGAGGCAUCUUGAAACCGGCCUAGCCCGUGGUGCGUCUUCACGAACAGGAAGCACAGCAACAAUGAUGUCAGCAACGGGAAGGACAGCAAUGAGAAUGUCAGGAAUGAGAGCGCCCGAAACAGCAACGCCAGUAGCACAAAGACCACGAUAUGACAUGCCAGCAAAUGGAAAUUUGUCUACAGGGCCAGCAGCGACAGGAAUGUACGUGACACAAACUUUUCCCACAUUAGCAACAAGAAAGACGCCUUCAAACAUGGCAGCAAAGACGGUUGUGAAGAAAUCAGCAAAAAUUUCCCGUGGAAGAGCCCUACUGACUGAUAUUGUAACACAAAGAACACAAGCAAAAAGGCUAAACUAA